CUGAAGUCAAAUUGACGUUUUGUCGGUCGGUGUGUUUGUUUGCUUUUAUUUUACUGUUUGAAUGUAAAUGUUAAUGAAUUUGCCGAAUAAAUAUAUAAUAAACACCUUGUAGGUUUAACUACGACUAGUAAAACUUAUAACCAGCAAGAUAGGUGAUCCAGAGAUGUCUGCGUUGCAAAAAAGUAUUAUGAAGAGCAAAUUGCCUCCAAGAUGCCCUAGAAGUUUUAAACAGAAGCUAGCUCCAUUUGGUAUGAGUCGUUGCAAGAAUUACCAGCCAGAGUCGUGGAAGAGGUUCUUCCACCGGACGGAGGACGUCGAGACAGAGGGUGGGACGUUCCGGGUGUAUCUUACAUCAGAACCAGAUCAUCCUCUGAGGCCCAGGAUAGUAACUUUGCAUGGAGGUGGCUAUUCAGGCUUGAGUUGGGCCUUGUUUGCAGAAGAAGUCACAUACAUGGUACACUGUCAAGUGAUAUCAAUAGACAUCAGAGGGCACGGGGAGACGCAAGCAAAGGAUCCUGAUGACAUGAGCGCAGAGACUUUAGUCAAAGACGUAGAGCAAGUGCUACAGAAGCUGUUUGGUGAUGAGAUGCCCCCUCUAAUCCUGGUGGGGCAUUCGAUGGGAGGUGCUAUCGCGGUGCGCGCGGCGCAUCUGCCUUCAUUGCAGCACUAUGUACAGGGGCUUGUCGUUAUUGAUGUCGUGGAAGGUACGGCGAUGGAGGCGCUGGCGAGCAUGCAGAGCUUCCUGCGCGGCCGCCCCACGCACUUCAAGAGCAUCCGCCACGCCAUCGAGUGGUGUGUCAGAAGUGGCCAGGUGAGGAACGUUUCGUCUGCCAGAGUGUCAAUGCCCAGUCAGAUUGUCAACGUGGAAACGGGCCUCCUAUCCACGCGGGAGCUCGAAGACAUGUCGCUGGACGACUCGGAGGCGGACGGCGUUCCGCUCGCGCGAGCAGACUCCAUCGCCGAGGAGGACGAGCCGCCCGAGUCGCCCGACGACCUCGAGCCGGAGCCCGAGCCCGCGAGGGUCAAGCAUGACGAGCCCGUGUUUGUGAAGCCUAGCGAGGACCUCAAACGCUACAAAUGGCGCAUCGACCUGUCCGGCACCGAGCGCCACUGGGCGGGCUGGUUCCGCGGGCUCUCGGCUCUGUUCCUGUCGGCGCCCGCGCCGCGCCUUCUGUUGUUGGCUUCCAUCGACGGGCUGGACCGCGAGCUCACCGUCGGACAGAUGCAGGGUAAAUUCCAAAUGCAAGUGCUAACGCGCUGCGGACACGCGGUGCACGAGGAUACUCCGGAAGAGGUGGCGCGUGUGGUGGCAGCGUUCGCUCUACGACACCGGCUGACUUCGGCAACCGAGUCCGGAGAGAAUAUGAACCUGGUCGCUGCUCCUGGAUGCUAAAUAACUACAGAAAAACGGUACGCAGUCACGAGGCUAUCUAUCAGUUACAAAUAACCUAAAAAGUUUAUAAGUAAUUGGGAACUUUACUCACAAUAUUAACCAGUAAUUGUAAACUACAGACCAUGGUUAAAUACCUAGCGGAAA
This is a messenger RNA of Ostrinia furnacalis (Asian corn borer), 1537 nucleotides long. Its product is annotated as protein phosphatase methylesterase 1. NCBI's taxonomy places the organism in Eukaryota, Metazoa, Arthropoda, Insecta, Lepidoptera, Crambidae. The coding region runs from base 164 to 1393 and encodes 409 amino acids. Gene Ontology annotation, molecular function: protein methylesterase activity. The record is from RefSeq and is a predicted model, not a curated record. Gene Ontology annotation, biological process: protein demethylation. The transcript is spliced from 10 exons.